Benincasa hispida (wax gourd) is the source of this 668-nucleotide messenger RNA. Lineage: Eukaryota; Viridiplantae; Streptophyta; Magnoliopsida; Cucurbitales; Cucurbitaceae. The record is from RefSeq and is a predicted model, not a curated record.
UCUUUCAAGAUCCACCCCGGGUCAAAAAGCCAAAAUAAAUGAUUUUAGCCCUUCUCAAAUAAAAAGAAAACGGAUUCUUGAACCCCUUUCACGCUCAUGUCACGUCGAGGUACUGGAGAAGAAAAAAUGGAAAAAUCCGAUCCAAUUUCUCGUAAUCGAUUAGUUAACAUGUUGGUUAAUUGUAUUCUGAAACACGGAAAAAAUCAUUGGCUUAUCACCAUUAAAAAGAUUCAACAAAAGACAGAAACAAAUCCACGAGAUGUUUUACAUCAAGCAAUACGUGGAGUAACUCCCGAUAUAGCAGUAAAGGCAAGACCUGUAGGCGGAUCAACUCAUCAAGUUCCCAUUUCAAUAGGAUCCACACAAGGAAAAGCACAUGCCAUUCGUUGGUUAUUAGGGGCAUCCCGAAAACGUCCGGGUCGAAAUAUGGCUUUUAAAUUCUUUUCUGAAUUAGUGGAUGCUGCCAAAGGGAGUGGCGAUGCCAUACGUAAAAAGGAAGAGACUCAUAGAAUGGCAGAGGCAAAUAGAGCUUUUGCAUAUUUUCGUUAAUCCAUGAACAGGAUCCCUCUCGACACAUAGGCCCAUGGAUCCAUACAUCUCAAUCGGAAAAGAAUCAAUUGAAAAAGAAAUUGAUCGAUAUAUUUCUCGAAACAAAUGAAAAGGAAACG